Messenger RNA from Hermetia illucens (black soldier fly), 1343 nucleotides. RefSeq names its product diphthine methyltransferase. NCBI's taxonomy places the organism in Eukaryota, Metazoa, Arthropoda, Insecta, Diptera, Stratiomyidae. The record is from RefSeq and is a predicted model, not a curated record. The coding region runs from base 175 to 1236 and encodes 353 amino acids. Gene Ontology annotation, molecular function: protein binding. The transcript has 2 exons.
AAUAGUAUAACAGUUAGCUUGAAUCAACCGACCGUAGAAAAUUCCAAUUCAAUAAUAACAAACCUAAACAGCCGAUGCAUUUCUGCAAAGUUAUCUGCAUGUGCGAAUGUUUGUACCGUUUGCCGGAAUCUGAGAAGGGAGGACUUGUUGGAUUAUUCUUAUAAGAGCCGAAAUAUGAAAAUUACAACACUCCACAAAAUCGACACUGAAUAUUCAGCAGAUUCAGUGGAAUGGUGCCCCCAGGAUGAUUACCAUUCCUAUUUCGUUUGUGGAACUUAUCAGCUCGAAGGCAACAAUUCCGAAUCAACAUCACCGCCGUGUCGUCGAAAAGGACGAAUCUAUUUAUAUCAAUUUAAUCCAGAGACAGAUGAACUGACUGAAAAAUUUCGGAUUGAGACUGCAGCAAUCUUGGAUAUGAAAUGGCUCCCAGGUGCAAACGUGGAAAUUCCAAUCCUUGCAGCAGCGAACGCUUUAGGCGAGCUCAUCAUAUACGAACUGGUAGAUGACACGUUAAAGGAGAAACAUGUACUGAACCUAGACAAAAGCUUCCACAAUCUACUAACACUGGCCUUGGAUUGGGAAUGGAAUCCGGUUGGAGAAAAUCGAAUCGUUGCGUCGGAUUCCAAAGGUGACAUAUCAAUCGUUGAAUAUGGUUCGUCUGGGCUGCAGUUGGUCUCAUCGUGGUCAGCCCAUUCUUUUGAGGCGUGGACCUGUACAUUCGACAAAUGGAAUCCGAAUACCAUUUUCACUGGCGGUGAUGACACAUUUUUAUACACAUUCGAUAUCAGAGCACCAGAAAAUGUAACAAAAAUAUCAACGAAUAAACUACACUUGGCGGGAGUCACAAGUGUAUUGAGCCAUCCAACUAAACCAAAUAUUUUGCUAACCGGAAGCUACGAUACAAACCUGCGAAUUUUCGAUUCAAGACAAAUGGGAACUCCACUAGCUUCAGUCACGUUGAACGGUGGCAUUUGGAGGAUUCGUCCAGAUGUGCAGGAUCGAAAUUUACUUCUCUGUGCGUGUAUGUACGAGAAUUUCAGUAUUGUUAAAAUUAGCGAUGAUAAUACGGAUAUGCGUUGUAUUGCCGAAUAUAAGGAACAUACGGACAUUUGUUACGGUGCAGAUUGGUAUCAGUCAAAGGAGAAUAACGAAAGGAUGGUGAUGGCAACUUGUUCGUUCUAUGAUAAGAAGCUUUGUGUUUCCAGCGUAACAGAGGCGGGAGAGGUUGAGGAAUAAAGUGAGUUUGUGUAUUUUAUAUAUUUUUUAUUUUUCAUGAGGUUUAUGUUUUCUAUUAUAUCAAAUAAUACGCGCAUUAAAAUAAAGUGAAAAUUUUUGUUAAAUUA